AUGCUGAAGUUUAAAUACGGAGGCCACGGCAGCGUUAAAGAUCUGUCUGCUGUCGACUCCAUCACCAGCUGCUGCGCUCGACUCAAUCAGCUGCUGCAGGGGAAAUGCAGUGUGUCGGGCUCUACAGGAGUGAAUGGAGUGACCAGAGAAACUCUGAUUGAUGCUUUUCUGCUGCUCUAUCAAGAGUGCGCCACACCAGAGCUCAUGAAGAUCGAACAUGUGGCCAACUUUGUCAACAAAUAUUCUGAAGUGGUGGCUGAAGUUCAGGAUCUGCUUCCUGGUAAGAAGGAUUUCGAGGUGAGGGGCAUUGUGGGAAGGGGGCACUUCUCCGAAGUGCAGGUGGUGAAGGAGAGAGCGACAGGAGACGUGUACGCCAUGAAGAUCAUGGACAAAACCAGCCUGUGUUCACAGGACAACGUGGCGUUCUUUGAGGAGGAGCGAAGCAUCCUGGCCCUGAACUCCAGUCCCUGGAUCCCUCAGCUCCAGCACGCUUUCCAGGACCAGCACCACGUCUGUCUGGUGAGUGACCGCUUUAACCCAGAGUAG
Messenger RNA from Sinocyclocheilus rhinocerous, 546 nucleotides. Its product is annotated as citron Rho-interacting kinase-like. Bases 1 to 546 code for a protein of 181 amino acids. Gene Ontology annotation, molecular function: ATP binding; protein kinase activity. The record is from RefSeq and is a predicted model, not a curated record. Gene Ontology annotation, biological process: protein phosphorylation. NCBI's taxonomy places the organism in Eukaryota, Metazoa, Chordata, Actinopteri, Cypriniformes, Cyprinidae. The transcript has 4 exons.